Haliotis rufescens (red abalone) is the source of this 2318-nucleotide messenger RNA. Its product is annotated as protein slit-like. Gene Ontology annotation, cellular component: membrane. Gene Ontology annotation, molecular function: protein binding; transmembrane signaling receptor activity. The transcript has a single exon. The coding region runs from base 80 to 2161 and encodes 693 amino acids. NCBI's taxonomy places the organism in Eukaryota, Metazoa, Mollusca, Gastropoda, Lepetellida, Haliotidae. The record is from RefSeq and is a predicted model, not a curated record. Gene Ontology annotation, biological process: immune response; toll-like receptor signaling pathway.
UGUAGCUAACAGUAGCACAGAGGACGCGGUGGCCGGUGGGAAACACUUGUUCUCGAGGCGUGUGUUUUUUUCUUUUAUCAUGUUUCCGUGGUCCGUGGCCAUUCUGUAUCUGGUGUGCGACGCGUGGUUAGGUCAAGCAUUUGAGGAGCACAUACCAUGUGGCAUGACACAGAAGGUGAAGAAUGGCGUCCUGUGCGACUGCAGCUCCUGCGACAGCAUAUGGAGCAGACAACAAAUAGAAACAGACGCGUGCUGUGAGUGCAGGUCUUAUCUCAUAUUGGAUUUAAGCCAACUGCAAGUGGAGUACACAACGCUAGGUGACGCUGUCGUCCUUGGAGACAAGGGAAAUAACUCUGUUCUGAAACAUAAUAAUGGCGGUCUGCUGUUCAUACCAAGCAAUAUUUGUGCCUAUCCUAAUAUACGAAGAUUAGAUCUUUCUGGAAACAUGAUCGUUGAUGUUCAAGACAUGUCCUGCUUGGGUAAACUUGACGAGCUGAAAUUGGAAAGGAAUCUUAUUUCUAGUUUAAAGCAGGAUACAUUUGCGGGGAUGUUCACUCUACGGAUUCUUGAUCUGUCCCAAAAUAACAUUCACACCAUGGAGGUCGGAACUUUAGGAAUUCACCUGCCUCAACUGAAGAGUAUAGAUCUCUCGUACAACGAACUUGAAACGUUUGACAUUUCCAAUUUCAAUUUAUACUCAUUUUGUGAAAUGAACUUAAACAAUAACAAACUGAGGAAACUUGUCAACAAUGAGUCGCUGAAAACGGAGAUGUUGGAGCACCGGGGACCAGGGAUGGUGGAUUUUCAGUUCAACAACCUUACAAUCUUCCCUGACUGGGAACAGCUCAACGUUGGGAACAUCUCCAGUUUGGGUCUGCUGUCUAAUUGGGGGUUCGACAUCAGGGAUAAUCACUGGAUUUGUGACUGCAUGCUGUACUCUUUUGUCAUGCUAGCUCAGAAACACUACAAGGCUAUCGACGGCCGGGACUACUUCAACGUCAGAUGCGAAAAUCCCCCUGAAUACCGAGGAGAGAUUGUGAUUCAAAUGGAUCCCGGAAAAUUGGUCUGUAAUCUGACUGAGCUCUGCCCCAGUGUCUGCACGUGUACAGGGCAGCCAUCUGUUUUGAACAUAUUCGUAGACUGUGUCAACGCCGGACUUACCGAGCUUCCGUUUGAUCUCCCCGACAUCGGCGGCCUCUCGUUAGUCAUUGACCUCACGGGAAACUCUAUAUCUGUUCUGGACGGCAGACCCUAUCUGUCCCGUGUGAGGAAUCUAGACUUGUCCAACAAUGACAUAACCAGAAUAUCUCCACAAGCUGCUAGACAGUUAAUAAAUGCAUCUGAAAUUAAUUUGGAAGGAAACAAAAUUAGCAUUUUACCCAAAGAGAUUCAACUCUUCCCUCCGUCAGUAAUCAAAUUAAAGCUUGAUCACAUCAUCUGUAACUGCACCCUCAGUUGGAUGGCUGACUGGAUGGAAAUCAACAAAUUCAAUGAAACACAUUCUACGUGCGUCUUGGAGGACACAGAAACGUAUAUUUCUCUGAGAGAGUAUUUGGAAGUUUGCACCCCCGAGGAUCUAACCCCCUUCAUCGUCGGCGGAAUACUUGGAACAUUGGCUGUCGUUGUAGUCGUCUCCACAAUUUUAUCCUAUGUGUUCCGCUAUGAACUACUCGUCUUGGCGCAUUACUACGUCAGUCCAAAAUGGCGGAAAUGGCGUUCAAGAGUACAGCCCACGAAGGAAAACGAUAUCUAUAUCUCCGUGAGUGAUGAUGUGAUUGUGUGGGUCAAAGAUAAUCUGAUACCCGACCUCGAAAACGAUGGUGUUAGUGUGUUUGUGCCAGAGCGAGAUACCGAUCCUGGCGAUGUGGAAAUAGACGCCAUAAUGAAAGGCAUUUCAAACAGUCAAAAUGCAUUCGUAGCUAUCUCCCCUGAUUACUUGGAAUCUCAAUCCAAGAUGGAGGAAUUUAACUUCCUGUGUCAGUCUCUAGUAAGAGGUUUUUCGGGAGUGUUGUGCCUAAUAAUAACAGAAAAUAUUGGCAAAACUAAAAAUCCUUAUCUAAGUGCCUUCAUGCGAGUAAAAUUAUAUCACUGCGGUAUGGAUGGAGCCACUGUGUCAAAAUCGUUACACAAAAUUAAGCCUAUUGGUAGGAGAAGGCAAUAACAUUACCAUACACACAAAAUAUACAAAGUAAGGGUCGAAGUGUGUGUCACCUCUCUAAUUAAGCCAUGAACAAGUGAUAUAAUAAAUCUUAAGGGAACAAAUGAUUAUAUUUAUGUCAAUAUUGCUGCAUAUUCUAAGUGUUAUUAAAAUGUAUUUA